Messenger RNA from Oryza sativa Japonica Group (Japanese rice), 1360 nucleotides. RefSeq lists its product as uncharacterized. Lineage: Eukaryota; Viridiplantae; Streptophyta; Magnoliopsida; Poales; Poaceae. The record is from RefSeq and is a predicted model, not a curated record.
GGAGCUGGUAACACUCAUCAUUUCCGUUCUUCAAAUAUCGUAUUUCUGUCUAGUCCAGCGUCGCCUUAAUUGGCCUUCUAAGUGGUAGAUGCCGUCGUCAUUGUUGUAGUAGAUGGUGCGGUCGAUGCCAUCGUAUCUGUCCUAGAUGGUACAUUGUUGUCGUAGAUGGUGCGGUCGAUGCCAUCGUAUCUGUCCUAGAUGGUAUGGUCGAUGCCAUUGUAUCUGUAGCGUGCUGAUUAUUCCCUUUUACAGUUACAGAAACCUCUAAAGCAGGAACAAUAGUGGAGUAGUAUAUAUUUAUACAUAACUAUUAUCUGAACUAGAUAUUUUAUUUUAAGUUGAUUAUAUGUGAUUUAGAGCUAGUAGCUUGCUGUACCAUUAAACUACUCUAAAUACGAGAAGCACAGAAGAAGAGUCGUUGCCACACUUUGGGUAAUUACGAAGGAAAGAUCGUGAGUUGCGACUGUCACGAGCACGCGGUUCGAACGCGCGCGGGUGCUGACUUGGCGUUGACCUGUGAAAUUCUCUCGCUUCACUCGAGUCUCUUGGCCCUUGCUCGAGGCAGACUCAUCGAGCAGCCCAAAGCCCCAAACGACUGCGCGCGAGCGAUAGAAUGGCGCUGCGCCUCGCUGCCGUACCAGAGAGCGCCGCCGCCGACCUGAGCGCCGCCGCCAAUACCCUGCCGUGCAUCUCCUACCGCGACUCGAUCCGGAGCGUCGCCGCCGUCGUCUCCGGCGGCCGAGGGCCUCUCUUCCAGUCCGAAGAUUCCGCCUCCACCUGGUCGUCUUCCUCCUACGCGUCCGACUGCUCCGGCCACUCCUCCGGCGUCUCCGCCGCCGCGGCCGCUGGCUUCAGGGCACUCACGGCGCACGAGCUCAGGGAGGUCGCGCGUCGCAUGGUCGCCGACGGCUACGCCCAGCGCAUGGUCCAAGCGUUCGACGACGCGGCGACGGUCGAGGUCCUCGAGGGGGAGGUGGUUCUUCGAGCUCGACGUCGACUGGGUCCUCCGAAUCCGCGAGGGGCAGGGGUUACGGCAGCUGGAGAAGUCGGCCGCCUCCUCCCCGUCGUCGUCGCCGCUGCAAGAUCUGGUGGAGAGUGACAGAUUAUGUCUUGUUUUUACUAUAUAUUUUUAACAUCUAUUUUUGAGAUAAUAGUUGGCUGCCUUAGGAUGUAAGGCACUAGUAAUUUUUUGAGAUAAUAGUUGGCUGCCUUAGGAUGUAAGGCACUAGUAGUUUUCCUUAGGAUAUAAGCCACUCCUAAUUUUUAGGAUGUAAGCCACUAAUCUAUACCUUAUGGUGUAAGCCACUGGCCUAUAUAUAUAUAUCCAACCAGCCAUAGUUGAUUGAGUGGAGAAUAGAAA